Messenger RNA from Nerophis lumbriciformis (worm pipefish), 1164 nucleotides. The record is from RefSeq and is a predicted model, not a curated record. Lineage: Eukaryota; Metazoa; Chordata; Actinopteri; Syngnathiformes; Syngnathidae.
AUGGAGCCCCCGCGCGACCUAAGCCCGAAGCGGUCAUUCGACGGCGGUCGGCGAGCGUGUUCCCGCACCAACGGUUGGAGCUGGCCUCCUCAUCCCUUGCAGCUCCUGGCCUGGCUCCUCUACGCCUACUUUGCGGCAGUGGGCCUUGGCGUCCUGGUGCCCCUCUUGCCAGCGCACUGGCUGCCUGCCGGCUACAUCUGCACCGGUGUGAUGUUGGCGUGUCAUCUUUGCGCCCACGUCCUGGCGGUCAGCGUGGACCCGGCCGACCGCAACGUCCGAGCCAAGGGGCCGGGCAUGGAGCCUCCGCCGCCUUUCUCCCGGGACCGCGCCUCGGUCGGACGACCCCGCGUCAUCGAGAACUGCCACUGCUACCUCUGCCGGGUGGACGUGGGGCCCAAGUCGAAACACUGCAGCGCGUGCAACAAAUGCGUGGCCGACUUCGAUCAUCACUGUCGGUGGCUCAACAACUGCGUGGGGAGCAGGAACUACAGGUUGUUCCUGUAUAGCGUGGCAUCGGCCGUGUUGGGAGCGUGCGUCCUGCUGACCGUCUCUUCCUACGUUCUGAUGGCCUUUUUCCGGGAGCCCGACGAACGUCACUGGCGGGCGUUCAACCAGACGAAGUGGCCCGAAAGCGCGCCCGCCGCCGUGCCGGCACUAGCCGGCGUCACCGUGGCGCUGGCGUCGCUCGCCGCCGUGCUCCUCUGCCACCUGCUGGCCUUCCACUUUUACCUCAUGUGGAACAGGUUGAGCACGUACGAGUACAUCGUGCGUCAGCGCCACCGCCAGGAAGGGAGACGAAAGACGAGCCCGGAGGACGCCGAGCGAGCUGUCCCUCCCCAGGAAGCCGAGCGGCAGGAAAGUCCGAGGGGAAGUCCGGGAGGAAGUCUGAGCGCGAGUCCGAUGGAAAGUCCAGGCCCGGGCGUCGCCGUCGCACGGUCGUCGCUUCCGGAGCUCCGAGCCCUGCCCGCCAUUAACGCGCCGACGUCCGAGAAGAAAAGGACAACGCGUCAGAGCGCCCACCAGGGGGUCGUCCGGGCCGCCGCGCCUCCCGCCGAGUACUGCUCGGACUCUGCCGAGUCUCUGGAGGAGGUCCCCGUAUUGGCGCUGGCCCGGCUGGGCUCGCGGUCUCGCCGCCAGCCUUCUUUCCCGUUGGCGGGUUCCUGA